AUGGCUCUGCUUCAUACCAGGACUUUCCCCAACCAUCAGCUGUCCGGCUAUUGCUGCCCCAUGGCCCUUGUGGAGAAGGGUGUGGACAGACACGGGGCAAGGGAAAGCAGCUGUGCGGCAGCUGGAGUUGACUAUAUUGUGGAGUAUGACUAUGAUGCUGUACACGAUGACGAAUUAACUAUUCGAGUUGGAGAAAUCAUCAGGAAUGUGAAAAAAUUACAGGAGGAAGGAUGGCUAGAAGGAGAACUAAAUGGGAGAAGAGGAAUGUUUCCUGAUAAUUUUGUUAAGGAAAUUAAAAGAGACACAGACUCCAAGGAUGACAAUUUACCUAUUAAACGGGAAAGGCAUGGGAAUGUAGCAAGUCUUGUGCAACGAAUAAGCAACUAUGGACUUCCAGCUGGAGGAAUUCAGCCACAUCCACAAACCAAAAACAUUAAGAAGAAGAUCAAGAAGCGUCAGUGUAAAGUUCUUUUUGAGUACAUUCCACAAAAUGAAGAUGAACUGGAGCUGAAAGUGGGAGAUAUUAUUGAUAUUAAUGAAGAGGUAGAAGAAGGCUGGUGGAGUGGAACCCUGCACAACAAGUUGGGACUGUUUCCCUCAAAUUUUGUGAAAGAAUUAGAGGUAACUGAUGAUGGUGAAAUUCAUGAAGCCCAGGAGGAUUCAGAAACUAUUUUGACUGGGCCUACUUCACCUUUACCCUCUCCGGGGAAUGGGAGCGACACUGCACCUGGAUCAGCUACACAGCCAAAGAAAAUUCGAGGAAUUGGUUUUGGAGAUAUUUUUAAAGAAGGUUCUGUGAAACUUAAGACAAGAACAUCCAGUAGUGAAACAGAAGAGAAAAAAACAGAAAAGCCUUUAAUCAUACAGUCACUAGGAUCCAAAACUCAGAGUGCAGAGUUGACAAAAACAGACUCUGAAGGUAAAAUUAAAGCUAAGGAAUAUUGUAGAACAUUAUUUGCCUAUGAAGGUACUAAUGAAGAUGAACUUAGUUUUAAGGAGGGGGAGAUAAUCCAUUUGAUAAGUAAGGAGACUGGAGAGACUGGCUGGUGGAAGGGUGAACUUAAUGGUAAAGAAGGAGUAUUUCCAGACAAUUUUGCUGUUCAGAUAAAUGAGCUGGAUAAAGACUUUCCAAAACCAAAGAAACCACCACCUCCUGCUAAGGGUCCAGCUCCAAAGCCUGAGCUGAUAACUGCAGAGAAGAAAUAUUUUCCUUUAAAGCCUGAAGAAAAAGAUGAAAAAUCAGCUCUGGAACAGAAACCUUCCAAACCAGCAGCUCCACAAGUCCCACCCAAGAAGCCUACUCCACCCACUAAAGCCAAUAAUUUAUUGAGAUCUUCUGGAACCGUGUAUUCAAAGCGACCUGAAAAACCAGUUCCUCCACCCCCUCCUGUAGCUAAGAUUAAUGGGGAAGUUUCUACUCUUUCAUCAAAAUUUGAAACUGAGCCAGUAUCAAAACCAAAGUUAGAUUUCGAACAGUUGCCACUUAGACCAAAAUCAGUUGACCUUGACUCAUUUACAGUAAGGAGCUCCAAAGAAACAGAUGUUGUAAAUUUUGAUGACAUAGCUUCCUCAGAAAACUUGCAUCAUCUCACUGCAAAUAGACCAAAGAUGCCUGGAAGAAGAUUGCCUGGCCGCUUCAAUGGUGGACAUUCUCCAACUCAAAGCCCAGAAAAAAUCUUGAAGUUACCAAAAGAAGAGGAUAGUGCCAACCUAAAGCCAUCUGAAUUCAAAAAGGAUACAUGCUACUCUCCAAAGCCAUCGGCGUACCUUUCAACACUUCCAAGUGCUUCUAAAACAAAUGCAACAGCUUUCCUGACUCCAUUAGAAAUCAAAGCUAAAGCAAAUGAAGCAGAUGAUGGGAAAAAAAAUUCCCUGGAUGAACUUCGAGCCCAGAUUAUUGAAUUGCUGUGCAUCGUAGAAGCACUGAAAAAAGAUCAUGGGAAAGAACUGGAAAAACUACGAAAAGAUUUGGAAGAAGAGAAAGCAAUGAGAAGCAAUCUAGAGAUGGAAAUAGAGAAGCUAAAAAAAGCUGUCCUGUCUUCUUGAAAUUGUGUGGUGGACCCAGUGUUCCUAAUGUUCCAGGGAUUCAGAAGCAACACUAUGAACUUCAACUGACUUGUUACUUAAAAUUAGUGAAUACUGGUGUUGUGAUAAGGAAGUAUGAGUAUAUGAAGUAUAAUAUCUAUAGAAAAGUAGAGUGAGAGUGAAUUUUUUUUAUAUGUAUAUUGUUUUGCCAAUAUGAAAAAAAGAGGCCUUAUUUCUUACUGUGCUGGGAUUGCAAACAAUUUUUAAAAAUUUGUUUGCUUGAAAAUACUACUGAAUCUGUAUAAAAAGGAAAGAAAGUUCACAAUAGUUUUUUUAUUAAACUUGUAUUAUUUUUAAAGAAAUCUAUACUAUAAAUAUGGUGAUAUCUUUACAAGUAAUCUGUAAGAUAUACUGUUUGAGAGGGACAAAUUAGCUUUUAGUAACUGUAUUCACUACUUUUCCCAUAAUGAAUAUAGGGACAUAAACUGUGUGUGUGUGUGUGUGUGUGUGUGUGUGUGUGUGUGUGUGUGUGUGUUCAAUUUUAGCAUUUUACCCAGGAUUACACUGUUGUGCCUGUUUGUCUGCAGUGCUGUUUAUAUCUUGGGUGAUGAGAUACUUACCUAGCUAUAAACCAGAUUACUCACCCAUACAUAUAAUAAGAACUGAUGAAAUAAUCAAAAUAAUUUCUUCAACUUUUAGAGUAUUUUAUAUUGCUUGCACUAUAGGAUUCAUAAAAGGAAUUUAGUUACAAAUGGAUUGUUAAACAUUAUUUGGGAAAAUAUGAGCUUUAUUUUAAAUUCAUUAGGUCUGAGGAAUCUGAAAAAUGUUAAUUUAACCCUUAACUUGUGCCUAGAAACUACAGCACAUAAAAUAUGUAAACACCAGCCUUACGCCUGUGCUUUUCUGCUUAUUUUACAGUCUUGAAUACUACUCAUUUUGUUAUCUUGUGAUUUGGUUCUUUGUGCUCCUCCUUAUAAUUUUUAAUGGUAAUACGAGGAAAACAACACCCAAAGCUUUUCAGAACUCAGUGUGAGGUUUCAUACUCUGGUAAAAUACUCAGGUUUUACAGUGUAAAAUUUGCCUAGUAGACCAAAUUAAUCUGUAGAGUUCAAAGAACUGUUAUUUAGGUACCAGCUUUAUAAAGAGUGUUAGUAUGUCAUAAAACAAAACAUUACAGCUUAUUUUAAACUCAUAUAGUUGACCGUAUUCAAAAUACAUUUUUGCAGAAUGGAUGAAUUAGUAGCUUCUUUGGAGUUACUACUGAAUAUUUUAAAAUGUCAUAUCUUAUAGGUCACAUGUCUAAAAACAGAUAGGUUUCUUAAAAAUUUUUGAAGUUUUAAAUCUUUUUCAUUUGCAAAAAAAUUAGGUUUGAAGCUUUAUUGUAGUAAAUGAGUGUCAGAUUUUGAGUACCAAUUAUUAUGCUUCCAUUGUUUGUUGUUUUAAACUACCAGACCAAUAUUUUUUCUUUAUGUUUUAGUCUUACAGUACAGAAAUCUUGUGUAAAUGAAAUUUGUCAUGUUUCAAAUAAAGAGAACUGAAGUAGAAAAUAAUGAAAAUGCCAAUACACAUUUACCUGAUAUUUAAUUUACAGCUUAUAUUAGGGUUUUGGGGGAAUGCUGAUUAUGUAUUAAGAAAUGUACAUUAUAACUCUUUCAAGUCUUUGGGCUCUUCUAAUGAGUUCACUACUGAACAAAAUUGUUCCUUCCCGUUCUGUUUUUAAAUGACUAUUUAAUUGAAUGAUUUCAUCUUUGUUAAAUGAAUUAAAUCUUUCUUUUAAUGAUAGAUCUUAGGAAAAAACAAAAACCUUGCAUUCUAGACAUCAUCCUCCAGCUUUCUCACUGGAAAAUCUAUUGGCACAAUCCCAUCCCACCGUAAUAAUGUGGUAGGGGAAGGUUCCAGCAGAUUUCAGGCUAUUCUUAAGGUUUUGGUUGGUCAUUUUUCUCACUAGUACAUGAAAUCAUGAUGGUCAUGAGUGCUGAAAUACAGUUAAAGUCUUUGCCUGUAUACUCCUCGACCAGAAUAGAGAAGUAAUUGAAGUGCUAUAUGUCUGUUUAUCUGCCCUUGACAAAAUAAUAAAGAAAACCAAACAAACUUGAGCCUAAAGGGAAAAUAGAUUUUUUUAUUCUAGCAACUUACUUGUUGCUCCUGAUAUGGGAACUUUAAUUAAUUUCUGUUCUUAAAGUUUAUAUCACAAAAUGAUAUGUAGUAAUAAUAGACUACUCGAGGUAAAUCAUUAAUUUUUUCUCUACAUAUGAGUUAAAUAACAGACUAAAGGUGAACAGAAUGGAAUCUGUCAUUGCCAAAUUAUUGAUGAAUGUAUAGUUCAGGCUUGCUAUUCUUGGAAACACAUAAUAGUAAUAAUUUUGUGAUUGUAUUUCAAUGUUACGUUUUGUGUGUGACCACUAAGCUUGUCUUAUUAUAAGCUGUUUCUUUUUACAUAAUUUAAGUCUAAAGAUAUAAAGAGAGAAUAGGCUGUGUAACAGAAGAUGUUCUUUCUCAUGUUCCUUCCUGUGAUCACAGAAAAAAAGGUUCAUGUGCUCUAGAUUUUUGACAAAGAUUAUGAUUGCAUUUAAACUUGAAAUGUAUGAGCAGAAUGAGACAAUCAGUUAAAUCAGAAAUGGGAAGUAUUAUAAUUUAAUGGCCUUGUUUUGCUGUAGCAAUAAAAUGACCAAGUGCAAUGACUUGAUUUAAUAAAAUCAUCUUUUAAAAGUUGCUGCUAUGAAUAUGUUUAGCUAUAAAAAUUUACCCUGACUUGCUUUCAAAACUAUUAUGAAAUUCAGGUGAUGUUGUGGUUAUUUAACAUUCCAAAAAAA
Molecule: messenger RNA, 4838 nt
Organism: Carlito syrichta (Philippine tarsier)
Lineage: Eukaryota; Metazoa; Chordata; Mammalia; Primates; Tarsiidae
Gene: CD2AP
Product: CD2 associated protein
Exons: 18
Coding region: 1-2046 (681 amino acids)
Molecular function (GO): protein binding
Source: RefSeq, a predicted model, not a curated record